This is a messenger RNA of Solea solea (common sole), 2841 nucleotides long. It is a transcript of the gene ss18, whose product is annotated as SS18 subunit of BAF chromatin remodeling complex. Gene Ontology annotation, biological process: positive regulation of transcription by RNA polymerase II. Gene Ontology annotation, cellular component: nucleus. Lineage: Eukaryota; Metazoa; Chordata; Actinopteri; Pleuronectiformes; Soleidae. The record is from RefSeq and is a predicted model, not a curated record. The coding region runs from base 96 to 1235 and encodes 379 amino acids. The transcript is spliced from 11 exons. Gene Ontology annotation, molecular function: transcription coactivator activity.
GCAUCUAUUUGAUCUGAGUUCUGCGGUUUUGUUAAGCGUGUUAGCCACUGGAGACUUAUAUGCUCUUGGUAACUUUAAUUUAAUCGAAUAUCACCAUGUCGGUGGCGUUUGCACCUCACAGGCAGCGUGGGAAAGGUGAUAUAACACCCGCUGGAAUUCAAAAGUUACUUGACGAAAACAACCAGCUAAUCCAGUGUAUAAUGGACUUCCAGAGUAAAGGCAAAACUGCAGAGUGUUCACAGUAUCAGCAGAUGCUGCACAGAAAUUUAGUAUACCUUGCCACGAUAGCGGACUCCAAUCAAAACAUGCAGUCUCUCCUGCCUGCUCCACCCACUCAAAACAUGCCCAUGGGUCCUGGUGGGAUGAACCAAAGUGGGGCCCCCCCACAGCCUCCACAUGGUCACACCAUGCCCUCUGAGGGUAUGGUCAGUGGUGGCCCUCCAGCCCCACACAUGCAAAACCAGAUGAAUGGACAGAUGCCUGGGCCUAAUCAUAUGCCCAUGCAAGGUCCAGGUCCAGGCCCCAACCAGCCCCCAAACAUGCCCAGUGGCUCCAUGAAUAUGCCCCCCAGCAGUCACGGCACGAUGGGUGGUUACAAUCACGCGGUCCCCUCCUCCCAGGGCAUUCCAGCUCAGAGCCAAAUGAACAUGACCCAGGGCCAACCCAUGGGGACCUACGGUCCACGGCCAAACAUGAACAUGCAGCCUAAUCAAGGCCCCAUGAUGCACCAGCAGCCUCCUUCCCAGCAGUACAACAUGCCCCCUGGUGGUGCUGCACAACACUACCAAGGGCAACAGAACCCAAUGGGCAUGAUGGGCCAGGUCAACCAAGGGAACCAUGUGAUGGGUCAGAGGCCAAUGCCACCCUAUAGACCUCCUCAGCAAGGACCCCCUCAGCAGUACCCAGGGCAGGAAGACUACUAUGGGGACCAGUACAGUCACGCAGGACAGGGAGCCUCAGAAGGUAAUGCCCAGUAUGGCCAACAGCAGGAAGCAUACCAGCAAGGCCCUCCACAGCAACAGGGCUACCCUCCUCAGCAGCAGUACCCAGGUCAACAGGGCUACCCGCCACAGCAGCAGGCUUACGGUCCCUCCCAAAAUCCCCCUGGACAGUAUCCCAACUAUCCUCAGGGGCAGGGGCAACAGUAUGGGGCCUAUCGCCCCCCUCAACCCGGACCCCCACAGGGCCAACAGCAACGCCCUUAUGGUUAUGACCAAGGGCACAUGAGGAAAUAAAGACCCGGGGAUUUGAACCCCUGACUAGCUCUGUAAGAAGCAAAGGGCCAGUAUGGAAAUUACCAGCAAUGAGAGAAGGUCACAGCGACCCACACAACUCUGCUCUAAUCUGUGUGAGCUUUGACCUCUUGUCAAUUGCGCCGCAGAAUUAAAUGAUGGUUGCAGCUCACUGAGAUUCUCUCAGACACAAACACACAACAGAAAAAAAAAUUCAACGUAUAAGUUUCCCCCCCUCCUCUCUCUUUAGGCCUUUGUCCUCACUUGUAAAAUAUUUUCUGUUAGUCAUGUACAUUGACUCUGUGGCAAAGUCCUCUGGUCCAGUAUCUCUCAAAGCAGCAAUGCCUUAAAAAAAAAUGGAACUGCCUUAUCCUUCAGCAUUGCAGAUUGUUAAACGAGCUAACACUUUUUGUUUUUUUGAGUAUCAAAGAAUAUGUAAAAUGUACAGUUUAAACCCAUUUCUGGUGCAUUGUUUCUGUCAUCUGAGCUCCCUGUUCAUAAGAAGCAAUAAUGCCAGCAGUAGGGAAAUGUGUAGGGCCUUGGAUAUGAAAUAAUGCACCGGACAAACUUCCUGCUAGGCCAUGGUACAUGUCUUGAUGUAUGUGAUGAUGUAAAAAUAUAUUUUAUGCUUUUUAGACCAAGCUAACUUUCUAUAAAACAUCAGAAACUAGUACUAAAGCUGUGUUGUUUAUUUCAUGAAGCGUAUUUGUCAGUGUUUUUUAUGAUGUUUAUUGAUGUUCCCAUCCAGCACAUAUUGUUUUUGAUUUCUUUUCUUUCUUUUGUUGUAUUGAAAUGUAUAACUCUUGAAUAGGAUUUAUAGGUAAAUCAGUGAAAAGAAAGAUGACAUGCAGGCUAAAUGCAAACCAGGUGUCGGAGAAUGUUUAGUCUGGAAAUGUGCAACAGUUGCUACGAUACUGUGUUGAGUUGCAUUUUUUUUCUUCUUUUUUUUUUUUUAGUCGGUGAAAAACGAUAACAAAUUGCGAUCAUAAGUAGAUUUUUAAACCACAUGACCUGACAGAAUAUUGACUGUCUUCACGUAAUGUAUGUGCUCAGAGAGGUGAUAUGUAGCAAAUGCCACUGCAAAAUGUAAGAUAAUACGCUGGAGCCUUUUCUUUUUACUGUACAAGCACCUCACUCUUGUCCAUUGACUGCAAAAUUGGUGAAUGGGAAGGAUGAAAUGAAUAGUUCAGACGAUUAGUUAAUUUUGUUAGUUUUGACGAUGCUGGAAUCCCCUCUCCCAUUUGAAUAAAUGUCUAAGUUGAUGUCAUUCAAAUAGUGUUGUGUGUGUGUGUGUGAAUAAUAAAGAUUGUUACUGUCAAAUAUGUAACAUAAGAUGUGAAAAUACUGUUCUGAAAAGGAUUCCUGAAUUUCACAGUUAAAAAAAACUGGUUGUGCAGUUUUAUAUCACUAGCUUGAUAUCUGUGUUAUGGUGCAUACUUCAUGUAUCCCAUAUGUACAGCAGCAAAAAGAAGAGGAUUCCCACGUCCUCUGGUAUUGUUUAUAUAUGGCUGUUUUAAUAUUUUGCAUUUUUCACCCCCAUCCAAGUGGUGGUCACAUUUGUGUCAUGUCAUAUAACUGUACAUUAAAAAUAAAUUGGAAGAAUCUUUAA